Messenger RNA from Zingiber officinale, 1854 nucleotides. RefSeq names its product DUF21 domain-containing protein At2g14520-like. The transcript is spliced from 11 exons. The coding region runs from base 373 to 1626 and encodes 417 amino acids. Gene Ontology annotation, cellular component: intracellular membrane-bounded organelle. The record is from RefSeq and is a predicted model, not a curated record. NCBI's taxonomy places the organism in Eukaryota, Viridiplantae, Streptophyta, Magnoliopsida, Zingiberales, Zingiberaceae. Gene Ontology annotation, biological process: magnesium ion homeostasis.
UAAGACGGUGGGUUGUUCUUUACGAGCUACAUCGGGAAGUGAAGCGCCACUCGUCGCUCUCCGGCGACCACAUCGCCUCUUGUCUGCUUCGUCGGUGGCAGUGGCGUUGCCGGCCGAAGCUUAUUUUAUCCACUUGCUUGCGAAGACUCCCCUUCUGUUUCCACCCUCGGUUCCUUCUACCUCACACUUCUCCCACUUUUCCGCCACUUGCUUCGAACCUCGCAUCGCAUCUUAUCGCUCCCUUUUCGCUGGCCUCUACUCGUCGCGCUCUGUUCUGGUGCCAUCUUCUAGUCCCCAUUUCGCCUCUUUCGCCCUCUAGCUUCGGCCAUUUGGUUUUGCUCGAUUCGAGGUCGAGUUUGGAUUUUUUGUGUGAUGGCGGUGGAGUACCACUGCUGCGAGCCCAACUUCUUCAUCAACAUACUGAUCAUCGUCUUUCUGGUGCUCUUCGCGGGACUCAUGUCCGGCCUCACCCUCGGCUUGAUGUCGCUCAGCCUCGUCGACCUCGAGGUCCUCUCCAAGUCCGGUUCUCCCCAGGAUCGCAAGCAUGCGGCAAAGAUAUUGCCAGUUGUAAGGAGACAACAUUUGUUGCUAUGUACACUUUUGAUCUGCAAUGCUGCAGCCAUGGAAGCGCUCCCUAUAUUCCUAGACAGUUUGGUUACUGCAUGGGGUGCGAUCUUGAUUUCAGUGACAUUGAUACUCCUGUUUGGUGAGAUCAUCCCUCAAUCGAUUUGUUCUCGGUAUGGUCUAGCCAUCGGAGCAGCAGUUGUGCCAGUAGUUCGUUUACUUGUGUGGAUCUGCUUUCCAGUGGCAUAUCCGAUUAGCAAAUUUUUGGACUUCAUGUUAGGAGAUGAACACAUGGCUCUCUUCCGUAGAGCUGAACUGAAAACUCUUGUUAAUUUGCAUGGAAAUGCGGCUGGAAAAGGUGGAGAGUUAACUCACGACGAAACCACAAUCAUUGCAGGGGCAUUGGAACUUACAGAGAAGAAGGCUAAGGAUGCCAUGACUCCUAUAUCUCAAACUUUUGCAAUUGAUAUCAAUGCAAAACUUGAUAGGGUUUUGAUGAAUCAAAUUAUGGAGAGAGGGCAUAGUAGAGUUCCGGUAUGCCACGGGAAACCGACUAAUAUAAUUGGACUCAUACUGGUAAAGAAUUUGUUGUCUAUACAUCCAGACGACGAAGUGCCUGUUAAAAAUGUUACAAUUAGGAAGAUUCCAAGGGUUCAUGAAAACAUGCCUCUGUAUGAUAUCUUGAAUGACUUCCAAAAGGGUCAUAGUCACAUGGCAGUGGUUACGAAGCAAAUAAUGGUAGAGCAACAAAGCAACAGCAAAAAUGAUGUGAGAGUUGACAUAGAUGGUGAUAAGCCUAGCGAGAAAAGUUCAAUAGGAGCUGCCAACCCGAUUUGCCGGCUGAAGAGCUAUCCUCCGAAUUCGAAAUCGAACCGAGGUGGCAGUAGGAAUCGGAAAUGGUCACGUGAUGGCACUGCCGAUGUUUUGCAGAUUGACGACAAACCUCUGCCAGGAUUGAACGAGGAAGAAGCUAUUGGGAUAAUCACAAUGGAGGAUGUCAUUGAGGAACUAUUACAGGAGGAGAUUUUUGACGAGACAGAUCAUCAAGAAGAGAAUGUGUAGAGAAAUCAAAGGAUCAAAUGUUCAUCCUAUGUCAGUCCAAAAUGAGCUUUGAAAUUUCACUCUUUGUUUUUCAAUGUUACUUUGUACAUGUGCCCUAGGUUGUUGCUUGUUGCUUGAACAUUAGUAAAUGACACUAAGUUGGCUUGCAAUAUGUAUCCUUACAAAAAGUACUUGAGCUGAUGCACAUCGCAUCCUUGAUACGUGCAACUUGAAGACAAUCAUUGCCUA